This is a messenger RNA of Schistocerca nitens (vagrant locust), 4389 nucleotides long. Its product is annotated as casein kinase I-like. Gene Ontology annotation, biological process: signal transduction; endocytosis; peptidyl-serine phosphorylation. The record is from RefSeq and is a predicted model, not a curated record. The coding region runs from base 161 to 1534 and encodes 457 amino acids. Gene Ontology annotation, cellular component: cytoplasm; nucleus. NCBI's taxonomy places the organism in Eukaryota, Metazoa, Arthropoda, Insecta, Orthoptera, Acrididae. The transcript has 10 exons. Gene Ontology annotation, molecular function: protein serine/threonine kinase activity; ATP binding.
GACAGGGGUUGGUCAUAUGUUAGUGGAUAUAUUCUGAAAUAUGAGAAACCCAAAUAAAUCUCGGUUUUGGUGUCGUACAUCAGUCUCUUGAUGGACCCAUGUAAUACAAAAUAAACGGCCUCACUGUCUGUAUUAGGCAUUGCGCCCCACAAAUUCGGAAAUGGAGCUCCGUGUGGGGAACAAAUACAGACUAGGCCGUAAAAUAGGCAGCGGAUCGUUUGGAGAUAUAUAUUUAGGGACGAAUAUAUCAACUGGUGAGGAAGUUGCAAUUAAAUUAGAAAGUAUUAGGACUAGACAUCCGCAGUUACAUAUUGAGUCGAAGUUCUACAAGUUGAUGCAAGGUGGAGUUGGCAUACCAUCCAUCAAAUGGUGCGGUUCAGAAGGAGAUUAUAAUGUUAUGGUGAUGGAGCUCUUGGGUCCAUCUUUAGAAGAUCUCUUUAAUUUUUGUUCACGUCGGUUUUCGCUGAAGACUGUUCUCUUACUGGCUGAUCAACUGGUUUCUCGAAUAGACUACAUUCACAGUCGGAACUUCAUACAUCGAGACAUAAAACCUGACAAUUUCCUCAUGGGGUUGGGCAAGAAAGGAAAUCUAGUUUAUAUAAUUGACUUUGGUUUAGCCAAGAAAUAUCGUGAUGGACGCUCUCAUCAACAUAUCCCGUAUCGAGAGAACAAGAAUUUGACUGGUACUGCACGAUAUGCCAGCAUCAACACUCAUCUUGGCAUAGAACAAAGCCGUAGAGACGAUUUAGAAUCACUGGGGUAUGUUCUCAUGUACUUCAACAGGGGGUCGCUGCCUUGGCAGGGGCUGAAAGCUGCUAAUAAACGACAGAAAUAUGAGCGAAUCAGUGAAAAGAAAAUGUCAACUUCCAUUGAUGAGCUCUGCAAAGGUUAUCCAGCCGAAUUCCAUGCCUACCUGAACUACUGUCGCUCAUUACGGUUUGAAGAGCGGCCUGACUAUUCUUACCUUCGUCAGCUAUUUCGGACACUCUUUCAUCGUCAGGGCUUCACGUACGACUAUGUAUUUGACUGGAACAUGCUGAAAUUUGGAGGAUCUAGACACGGAGGACCAGAAGAACAGCAACGUGAGCGACGUUUUACAUCGAGAACAGCUCAAGGUGCUACAGGUCCUGCUGUAUGUACAGGGGCUGCAGCAGGAGUUGGUGCUACUAGCCGUCGCACUCAGACACCAUUCGAUACAGUCAAUACUCCCCCGGGCAAUGCUCCUCCAGUUACCACAGCAAAUCCUACAACUGCAUCUCCCCGAGGUCGUGCUGGAGAGGUACAGGAAAGAAGAGUUAGUAUGCGGUUACAUAGAAGUGCCACCGGUGGAGCACCAAAUGUUUCCACAUCAGACCUGACAAAUACACGCAAUCCUGAUGUGUCUAAGCAGACCAACGCCAACGUGGCUCAGAUGGCUCCACCAGUCCCAACGGGGCUGAGCCCCGGGGGAGGAGGGGCCGCAGGGGGGGGAGGAGGCUCUGCUCAUAGAGGGAGCUUGUCCAAGGAUAGCAUCGUUCGUCAUACCAAGAAAUGAAAGAUUGGUGUUGUUGAUACUAAAACUGUGAUCAAAAAGCCAUUGUAUUGAGUCAAACAGUUGUCUGCUCCCUCAAUAAAUGCUUUGAUUAUUCAGUAUGACAGUCUGAACUGAAAGGUAUGAAUUCCUCUCAUGGGGUUUGGGAGCAUAUGCUGGAGGUGGAUGUGUUGGAAGUUGAGCCUGUGAGUACAAGCAGCUCUCAGUUGUGUUGCCUAUGUGAUGUCUGUGAAGUUUGAUAACUAUCAUCUGGAGGAAUAUUACAUCAAUAUGUGCACUGUGUUGGUAAAAAAAAACUGAUUAAAUCAACAGAAUUAUUAGUAAAAAGAUUACUGGAAAAAUACCCACUUUGGGUGAAGGUUGUCUACAAGAAAUAUGUUUAAAAAGACUUUAAAAAAAAUUACCCACCUUGCAUUUUAUAAGAAACAUGCCUUUGUAAUUUUAAAUGUGAAUUUUGGCAAAAUCAAUUGUGUAUUGCAAUUUCUGCGAGAGAAUGGAGCUGUUGUGUAAGGAGAAUGAGUCUGCUGUCAGGACAUAUCUCUCUCUCUCUCUCUCUCUCUCUCAUGUGUGAUUGUGUGCCUGCGUGUGUAAAGAGUGGUGUGUGUGUGUGUGUGUGUGUGUGUGUGUGUGUGUCUCCAAAGUUGUCUUAUGUUUUGUUUCAUACACAUAUGAAGCAGCUGAUAUCUCAUACAGAAAUGAAAUAUGUUUUAAUGUUUUUAUAUAGAUAUAUUUUAUUCUUUAAUUAAACUAGUCAUUCACUCCCUUCGUGUUAUUUGACUUCUGUGCAGCAGAGAGAAAUUUAAUGAGCCAAGCUGUCUGUGGUUUUCUGUGGCUGACAUCUAAAUAACAGAAUUUUUGUAAUGUGAUUUCCACUAGUUCUUGCUGUUGAGAAGCACCAGAAAACAAAGAAACCAUCUUUUUUCCAGUUACCUAGAGUCAGACACAUGGACAUAGCGAUAUUGAAAUAUAAUUCCUAAUUUUUAUUUAUAUUCUAGAGAUUGUGUCUUGUUUAAUUGUUUAUAAAAAUGUAUGUGAUAUAUUUUAAUUAAUGUUCUACACAAUUAUUUUGUAUUUUUGCAUUGCAGAAGCAAUGUUCAUAACAUUUCCUAGCACCAGUUCUGUGUUUUAAGUUACAGAGAAAGUUUUGAAUACUAGAAUAGUUAUCCGUGUAAUGAAUGAUGUGAACCUUCCCCUUGCUCAUUACCUGUAACAGAUGGAAUGUAUUCAUCCAAGCUAUUUUCAGAACUGCUUAUUAUAAGGAACAAUAACAAUUUUGCACUAACAACAUUGUAAGACUGAUUCCUGAUACAGUGGUGUUGUUGUAGAAAUUUGGUUUUAAUAAUGGAAAAUUGUUUGAAUAGGUGUGUAUAUAAAUUAAAAUUUGUAUGUAUUGUGUGCUUUGUAAAUUGUUCAUGUUAUAUGUAUUGCCUUCGAGAACAUAGAAAAUGCUAGUUAUAUCAUUUAGACAGUGUGGUUGUUGGAUGUUGAAAAAUAAUUCUGCAAAAAGAACUUCUUAGUUUAUUCCCUUAUUUACAAAAUAAAUUCUGCAACCAAUCAUUUAAAAACUGUUGUGAGAACAGUUUCAGAUUUAAAUGUCCUGUUUGUGUGUGUGUGUGUGUGUGUGUGUGUGUGUGUGUGUGUGUGCACUCUGUUAUAAUACAUUUUCGGUGUGGCCUGCAGAUAUUUCUUUUUCCUCCAAAUAGAAAAGGAGUACUAGAACUAUACACUAAAAUUAAUUUGGUUCCAAACUGGAGCCUGGUGAUUUUGACUUGACAUUUACACAAUAACCUUAAGAUUCUGACCAAAGACUUCAUUCCUUAGAGAACAGAGAAUUAAAAAUACGGUAUCCUUCAUUUACAUACAUAUGUAUUGUGUGGAGCCUGUGGUUUUGUAAAAAUUUCAUUAUGUUUAACACUGUCAAAAAUGAUAACUAGUCCCUCAUAUUUCAUAAAGUGUACUGCCUCAUUCUGAUUAUGGGAACAAACUACUCUGGCUGUUUAAAACUUCUGGUUUUUUUGUGGAAGCUGGAGCCCUUGGAAGUGGGAUGUGCUGUAUUAUCACCUGUAUGCAAAGGUGUCCGUGACAGGGGCACUUGCACUCCCCCCUUCCCUCCUUGAAUCUGGGAUACAGAGUUUUUACUCAUAUAUUGAGUGGAUGCCCAAUUCUCUGGGAUAGAAUAAGGUUUGUGUAUCACCUAUAAAAUUUGAUUCUUAUGGCAUGACAUCUCAAAACUGACCACCUCAUUUAUAAAAGAAAUGCUGAUUUUUAGAGUCUCGACAUCCAAUCCCCACUGCUUGGAAAAAUUUCAGUGAAUACCCAUGUCUGUAAGUGACUGAUCUGGACAUUUCAUCACACAUUAAGAGAGAUGUUUAUAUUAAAGUUACACUGAAGCAAGCAAGGAGUCAAAAAUUGUGUAUUUGUGUAGCUAAAUCUGUGCAAUUGCCUGUUAGUUUUCCAGUGUCAAAAGUUGUUACGCUUCAACAUCAUUACAUUUUCGUAAAUAAAUAAGAUUGAAAUGUCUCAUGCACUUUUGUUAGUUAUAAAAGGAAUUUAAAUUUUCCUUCAAUAGGACAGUAUCUAUUAUGAAAGAAAAUUUGGCAGAAAAAUGAGAACUUAUGAGACAGGCAAUAAACUACACAGACUGUUGAAGAAAGAUCCCUCAGUCUUAUUUGAUGUUUCAGUUUGCAGCUUUUUAAGAACUGUAGCGUUUUCUUAGAAUGUAUUCUGCCUACCCAGUCAUCACCAUCAAAAUCUCUUAAAUGUAUUCGGAGUUAAAACUGCAGCAGAAUCUUGCAACAGUUAUCAUUAAAAUCACAUUACUCUCUCUCAUUACUAAUUUCUUGGACUAUAUUUCUUUA